AUGUGGGCAGUGAGACGAGGUGUGGCCGUCAGUGGAGCACCUCCUCCUCCCAUCCUCGUGCAGCAGCUGGGAGGCCAAUCCCCACCCUCCUCAUGCCAGCAGCAGGCCCAGGUGCCGUCCCUGCUGUGGGCAGACACCAUGGCUCUGCAGCCCAGUGGCCUCCUGCUGUUGCUGGCUGUUCCUGGUGUCUUCCGUGAGGCUCUGCAGCCGGUGUGUGGCUGGCCCCAGAUUCCAUACACAGGGGGCCGAAUUGUGGGAGGUCACGCUGCCCUAGCUGGUGCAUGGCCGUGGCAGGCAAGCAUCCGCUUGCGGAAGGUGCACGUGUGUGGAGGCUCCCUGCUCAACCCGGAAUGGGUGCUCACAGCUGCUCACUGCUUCUCCGGGUCCCUAAACUCCUCUGACUACGAGGUACACCUGGGAGCAUUGACAAUCACCCUGUCCCCCCAUUUCUCCACGGUGAGGCACAUUGUCCUGUACGCUAGCUCCCCGGGACCCCCGGGGUCCAGCGGCGACAUAGCUCUGGUGCAGCUGGGUGCCCCAGUGUCCUUCUCCAGACAGGUCCAACCCGUGUGCCUCCCCGAGGCCUCAGCUGACUUCCACGCUGGAACGCGGUGCUGGGUGACAGGCUGGGGCUACACGCGGGAGGGAGAGCCCCUGCGGCCCCCAUACAAGCUACAAGAGGCAGAAGUCUCUGUGGUGGAUACGCAGACGUGCAGCCAGGCUUACGCCAGCCCCAACGGCAGCAGAAUUCAGCCAGACAUGCUGUGUGCCCAAGGCCCUGGGGACGCCUGUCAGGAUGAUUCCGGGGGACCACUGGUCUGCCAGGUGGCUGGGACCUGGCUUCAGGCUGGUGUGGUAAGCUGGGGCGAGGGCUGUGGCCGCCCUGAUCGGCCCGGGGUGUACACACGAGUCCCUGCCUACGUAAACUGGAUCCGCCACCAUGUCCCGGAACUAACAGGACCAGGAAUGAGGGCGCUCCACUGGCUCCUGCUGCUGGCUAGCCUCUUCCUGCCAGUCCUCCUCCUGCUGCUUGUCUCGGCGGUGCUGGUGGCCAAGUGCUGGCUGGGACCUCCCUCCCCCAGGACCACAGACCCCUGA
Jaculus jaculus (lesser Egyptian jerboa) is the source of this 1098-nucleotide messenger RNA. It is a transcript of the gene Tpsg1, whose product is annotated as tryptase gamma 1. Bases 1 to 1098 code for a protein of 365 amino acids. NCBI's taxonomy places the organism in Eukaryota, Metazoa, Chordata, Mammalia, Rodentia, Dipodidae. The record is from RefSeq and is a predicted model, not a curated record. The transcript is spliced from 6 exons. Gene Ontology annotation, molecular function: serine-type endopeptidase activity. Gene Ontology annotation, biological process: proteolysis.